AAAAGCUCGUAUCCCAAUCCAUCCAGAAGGAAUGUGACUAAAACAGCAAGUUAUUCGUCUUGGAAGAAACGUCACCCAAGAAAGACUCGACAUUGAAUCUCACUUCUAAACCAUUCUUAGGUACGCACAUCCGUGACUUUCGUGCACAUGUAGCUUGUGCACUCGGAACGACGUCCAGGCAAAAUAGAACGCUGCUAAACGGAACAAACAGCGAGGUUACGAGUACAAGACUACUACCACCAUGUCUGAUCCUGAACUUGCAACUAAGGCUCCAGAAUCCGAUGCCAUGGAACCAUCGUUGAUAUCGAACGAAGACUCCAAGGCACAAACCGGGUUGAGCAUGGGCGAGCACUGUGUCACAGAUAGACCGAAUCCAGACGAUCGUCAACCAUCCGGCGAGCUGUCAAAGUUUGGCGACAUCGAUGUCUACAUUUCCAAACCAGCCGACUACCCCAACUCUCCAGCUAAGUUGUUACUUUUGCUCACUGCUGGGACUGGCGUACACUCGAUCAACAAUCAGGUGCAGGCAGACAUGUUUGCGUCGGAAGGAUUCGUGGUGAUCAUGCCCGACCAGUUCAAAGGUGAUCCAGCACCCAACUCGAAAGCCAUUCUUGCAGAGGAGAACCCAGGGAUCAUCGAACAGUUCAAAUUAAAAGCCGCAGAGACUGCCAAGUCCUUCUUGGUCGACAUGUGGCUCGCCAGACAGACUCCCGAGAAGGUUCUACCCAUUCUGCUGAAGGUCGUUGACUCGGCCAAAGAUGAGUACGCAGACGCCGUGGCGCACGGUGAAGGCAUCUACUGUAUUGGCUACUGCUUCGGCGGAAAGUAUGCUAUCAUUCUUGCAGGCGAUCAUGAGGACACGAUGAUUGGCGGGCAAGCUGCCAAAGAUGAAGAAGCGGGCACGAUCAAAAGAGGACCAUUAAUCAGAGCAGGUGCUGUGGCACAUGCGACUCUUGUGACUCGCGAGGACUUGAAGGCUGUCAAGGCUCCUCUGACGAUGGUUUGCGUCGAAAAUGAUCCGCUCUUCCCAGCAGAGAUCUUGGAAGAUGGCAAGAAAUAUUUCGCAACGAGCAACGUUGAGCACGAAAUUAAAAUGUAUUCGGAUGUGCCUCAUGGCUUCGCCGUCUAUGGAGACUACGACUCACCUGCGAUCAAAGAAGCACAAACUUCGGCGUUCCAGCAGAUGCUCAACUGGCUGCAGUCACAUUGAAGACCGUUGAAUGCGUGUACGUGUUCACAACGGUUGAUUACUGCAAUCCAGGACUGCAUGUUAGACGAUGCCCUAUGAUACCCACGAAUGAUUCGAGCUUCACGAGGAUCGAGCUGGAAGAGGGAACGGAGUUGUGAAUAGGAAUAACUCUGAUUGUUUUCUUCUUGCCUAGCAAGUUCUCUGCUGGGAAAUCCCUCGGCUCUAUAGCAAUGAAAGAUGCGCUGCUCCCUGCCCGUGGUAUUGGUGGAGAGACUCGUUCCAUUUAGCCGCUCUAAAACUUCUC
Molecule: messenger RNA, 1493 nt
Organism: Exophiala oligosperma
Lineage: Eukaryota; Fungi; Ascomycota; Eurotiomycetes; Chaetothyriales; Herpotrichiellaceae
Exons: 3
Coding region: 242-1210 (322 amino acids)
Molecular function (GO): hydrolase activity
Source: RefSeq, a predicted model, not a curated record